GUCUCUGGCAAAUUUCACUCAUGUGUAGCAGAAACUUCAAAUCUUCUUCUACCCUCAAAACUCAAAAGGGAAGACCGUCUGCUUCGCUUUGGUGUCUAACAAAAUUUACUUGACUGACGAAACUGUUGUUUACACUUCAGGGAGAAGUCUGACUCCUCCCCCUACUUUAAAAAAAAAAAAAGAAAAAAAGUCGUCGUCUCGCUCCAACAGUUCUUUUGAUUCAGCGGAGUCUUUCUCACCCAGAGUUUAACUUCGAAAGACACAUUUAGAAGGAGAACUUCAUAAAUUAGAUUGAAAGAACUUCAACAUGCUUGACCUAUCGACGCCAUAUAAGCCAAAGAACCUGCCAGAAGGCAACGUCUUAUGCGCUGAAUUGAUACAAAAGGGACACAAAGCUGCAUCCAAGUUUUUGGCUAAAGAAAAGAAGGACAUGUACCCUGAAACAGGAACCCCUACGGAAUGUAGCAUGUGGUGGUUGCAGGGCAAAGAGGGUAAAAAGAAGAACAAAAGGGCAAUGUGCAUAAUGGUUUCUCACUAUGAACGAGUAGUCAAGCAACUGGACAGGAGCCAAGGCGAAGUGUUGGAGCUCGAAGCUAAAACAAAGUCUCAAGAAGAAGAGCUCAAAGUGCUGAAGCUGAAACUCCAGCAGUGCGACAAUCAAGGGGAAGAAAUAAAAUUGUUGAAGCUGAAACUCAUGCAAAUGGAAGAAGAAAAUGCACAACUAAAUCAUGAGAUGUUGAAAAAUUCUACUAAAGUGUCACAGCUCAUGUCCAAAACAGACUCUCAAAAGAAAGAGAUCACCUCACUAAAGCAGACAGUCCUGGAACAGGAAACAGAAAACAAGCAACUGAAAGAAGAGAUUGCCGAUUACAAUACUUCUGGUGACACCUCUAAAAAGUCUUUAAGCCUUCUAGUACCUGUGACUUACAGCAGAAGCUGGCAGAGAUCACUUGCUUCUCUGCUUGAAGAACUUCCAGCCUUGCAGUGUAACAACUACAACUAUGAGUUCUGGGCCAAGAUAAAGAGUUGGCUCCUCAAAGGAGAAGUGGAUCCUCAGUACGUCUUUCAACUUGUCAGAAUAAAAUGCCCUCCCGAGGCUUGGCAGGCAAUAGAAGAGAAGUUCAGCAGCAAAGACCUGACCGAGAUGGCCUCUUCCAACCUUUCAACAAGUGGCAAACUGGAAAAACUCUGGAAGUGUGUUUCAGAAGCUCUUGGGCCAGGUACCAAAUUGUUUCAGCUGUAUUACCACCGAAGGCAAAAGGUUGGUGAAACAUUUGAGGAGUAUAUUCUGGAGAAGUUCAGGCUGUAUUGUUCCUACGGGGUGGACAAGAUGGAGCCGGACAAGAACGACCAACAUUUUCUCUGUAAUGUCCUCGAGAAAGCAGCAAACAACUAUCAGAUCUUAGAGCUGCAGUACCCCACAAGCUACAAUGACUUGCUGAUCAAAGCCAUGCUUAUUGAGAAUAUGCCAAGGUCAAUUGAGUGGAACAACAAGUGCUUCAACUGUGGCAAGAAAGGCCACACUAAAGCUGAGUGCAGAAGACCAGGAGGGGGCGCAGAGGUCGGGCGGAACCAGUGCUUUACAUGUGGGGGGUAUAAUCAUAAGGCCAAGAAUUGCUGGACUUAUUAGCAAGUGAUCAGGAAUGGUGGCCUACAUCUUAAGUGUCAGAUAGCAUACUUUCUGUGCUAAACUACAAGUCCUGCAAUUUACUAACCCUUGUCCAUUUGAAAGUUGAGGUUCUAUCACCCUCCAUAGCUUGUAUAUACACCAUAUACAGUCUUUUUCUUCUUUUUCUGGCUGCUCCCAUUAGGGGUCACCACAGCAGAUCUGUUCCGCAUAUUUGAUUUGGUAUAGGUUUUAUGCCGGAUGCCCUUCCUGGCGCAACACUCCCCAGUCUAUCCAGGCUUGGGACCGGCACCAGCACCAAGUAUGUACGGUCUUGUACAACCCAAGUGGCUGGAUGUUUUGCCUAUGCCAUAUACAGUACUCUUGCAUAAAGCAGCAUUAAUUUCUCCUAAAUAUAAAGUUACGUUUUACGCUUUGCUUGACAACCAGGUGUUGAAAGUGGUAGGGUUAUGAACGAUAAUUCAUCGAAAAAAAUAAUCAAGUAUUAGGUAACUGAUAUGCCAUCCACUCUACCUGCUAAUGACGCUUCAUUAUAAACAGUUCCUUGGCUUUCUUUAGUCUUUGAACUGGCUGUGUAACUUUUUGAUUUGAUCUGUGGGUGGUAGAAAUGGGCAACUGGACU
This is a messenger RNA of Neoarius graeffei (lesser salmon catfish), 2249 nucleotides long. RefSeq lists its product as uncharacterized. Gene Ontology annotation, molecular function: zinc ion binding; nucleic acid binding. Bases 308 to 1630 code for a protein of 440 amino acids. The transcript has 2 exons. NCBI's taxonomy places the organism in Eukaryota, Metazoa, Chordata, Actinopteri, Siluriformes, Ariidae. The record is from RefSeq and is a predicted model, not a curated record.